AUGUCUUCUCCUUCGUUUUCUUCUUCUUUUGUUGAUUCUUCGUCGUCCUCGUCUCACGUGUCGUCGAGGCGAACGAGAGGCACGAGAAGACUCAAGGGUGGUGUUUUGGUCGCGUCGUUUAGCGACGCAAAGGCGAAGGACGAUAAAGAAGAAGAAUCAGAGAACAAAAUGGUGGUCAGCAUAACCGGCGCGACUGGGUUCGUCGGCACGAAACUGGUGGAAAGUUUACUGAAAGACGGACACGAGGUGCGAGUGCUCACUCGGUCGAUAAAACAGGCGAAGAAAAAAUUGAAACCGGAAACGUUACCGAAAGGAACGCUACUCUUAAUCGAACCGACGAAAUGGCCGUUAGGGAUUAAAGGAUCCACGCACGUGGUCAAUUUAGCCGGAGAACCAAUCAGUACGCGAUGGGACGAGAACGUGAAGAAAGAAAUCAUGAACAGCCGAGUGAAAGCGACCGAGGCGGUGGUUUCGGCGAUAGCGAACGUGAAGGAGGAAAGUAAACGGCCGAAGGUUUUGGUGACCGCGAGCGCGAUUGGGUAUUACGGGACGAGCGACGAGGAGACGUUCGAUGAGUCGAGCAACUCGGGGAAGGAUUACUUAUCGAGCGUGUGUCGAGCGUGGGAGAAGGCGGCGAAGAAGGCGGAGGAGAUGACGAACGGCGAGACGAGAGUCGUGUUUGUGAGGUUGGGGAUUGUUUUAGAUAGAGACGGAGGCGCGUUGGGGAAGAUGUUGCCUACUUUUCAGCUCUUCAUGGGAGGUCCGAUUGGUGACGGUGGUCAGUGGUUUUCGUGGAUUCACAGGAAAGAUGCGGUGAAGAUUAUUAGGGAGAGUUUAGUGAACGAAGAAUUGAAAGGCGCGAUAAACGCGACUGCGCCGUUUCCGGUGAAAAUGAGGGAUUUGACCAACUCGUUAGGGAAGGAGUUAGGGAGACCGAGUUGGAUGCCGGUUCCAGAUUUCGCGUUGCAAGCGCUUUUAGGAGAAGGGAGCUCGUUAGUGUUGCAAGGACAGAAAGUGUUGCCAAAGGAGCUCUUGAGAGAAGGAUAUCGAUUCGAGUACGAAACGAUUACCGACGCUUUGAAUGAGAUUGUCAACGAAUAA
This is a messenger RNA of Bathycoccus prasinos, 1101 nucleotides long. RefSeq names its product putative cell division inhibitor. The record is from RefSeq and is a predicted model, not a curated record. The transcript has a single exon. Bases 1 to 1101 code for a protein of 366 amino acids. Lineage: Eukaryota; Viridiplantae; Chlorophyta; Mamiellophyceae; Mamiellales; Bathycoccaceae.